Messenger RNA from Cercocebus atys (sooty mangabey), 2071 nucleotides. RefSeq names its product protein FAM231A/C-like. Bases 1167 to 1811 code for a protein of 214 amino acids. The transcript has a single exon. NCBI's taxonomy places the organism in Eukaryota, Metazoa, Chordata, Mammalia, Primates, Cercopithecidae. The record is from RefSeq and is a predicted model, not a curated record.
GUGAGACUUAUUCACUAUGAGGAGAAUAGCACGGGAAAGACCCACCCCCACGAUUCAGUUACCUCCUCCUAGGUCCCUCCCACAACACAUGGGGAUUCUGGGAGAUACAAUUCAAGUUGAGAUUUGGGUGAGGGCACAGCCAAACCAUAUCAGAAAGGGAUGAAGUGACAGCAUGUCCUGAUGUGUGUGAUGGUUUUAUGAGUUAUUACCUAUUUCAAAAUUGAUUGCAAUGUGUGAAAAAGAACAGAGACUUGUACUAUCUGACUUUAAGGCUGACCAUAAGCUAUUAUAGACAAGGCAUCAGGAGUGACAAAUAGAUAAACGGACUGAGUUAAGAGACCUGAAACUGAUCCAUAGCUAUACAGUCAAUAAAUGGGUUUUCAAUGAAAGCAGUUCAAUACAAGAAAACAAACCGUUUCAAUUAAUGGACUUUCAUAGGGAGGGAGGGGAGGCCAAUGAUGUUAUUCUCCCUCACUCUACACACAAAAGUAACUUGAGACGCAUUAUAGACCAAAACUUAAAAGUUAAAGAUAUAAAGCAUUUCAAGGAUACUUUGUGACUUGUUGGUAGCCAAAGAUUUUCAAGGAUACUUUUUGACUUGUUGGUAGGCAAAGAUUAGCCUAAUCCUAUAAUUAUUAUUACUGUGGUCUGGUACACUGCACCCAGUUUCUGCUGGAGUAUUUCCCGGGUGUCUCUAAUAAGUAAGAGAAGGCCCCAUGGGAUAUUCCUACAGUUCCCAGAUGAACAGUGGGAAAGACUCCACGCUGACCAACCCGGGGGGCCUGAAAACUCAGGUCCUCAAGGAGGGUAGAGGAUACGUGGACCCUGACCCAGACCCCUGGAUGGGCUGUGCCAAGAGACCCAGCAAGGGAAGGGAUUCCCUCCUGCCUCAGGUUCUGUAUUCUUCUGUGGUUAGACGACCUGAACCCAACUCCCUCCCCGAGCACUGGAGUUGGGGCUUUUCCAAGUGCUGGGGAUCUUGCUGUCCUAAGGAUAGCUGAGCAAGGGGGUCGAGGAGGAGCUUGGGUAGUGGAGGAGGGGAAACCGGGUAAGAUGCAUGAAGCAGUCGGCUAUACAAGACACAGACAGGAUCUACUGGGACCCAAGCGCCUUCAUGUGAAGCUUGGUCUUGGGCCACCUUGUUCCUCAAAGGGGUGCCUACUUCCAUGAGGUCUUCAAAGGGACUGUGGAAAGAGAGGCCUUCAGCCCACACCUCUGAAUGCUUUUCCACCACAGCAUGCCCUGUGGCCUGUAUCCUGCUGAUGUGGAACAGUCAGACCCCUGCACGGCUGCAGAGCCUCUGUACUGGGUGGCAUCCCAGCCUGAGUGCCACAGCUCAGUGGGUAGGCCCCCGAGCAAGUAGAGAGGAGGGCACUUUUUGGACAGAAUGUGUGGGGCAAGAGCGAUGGCUCAUCCGUUCAGGUUACUCACAAAAUGAGAGUCAGGAAGAUCAGGGCACAGACCUGAUUUCCCACACAGGGCUGAAAGCAGACAACCGGAGGGAGAGCAGCACCUGGGCCAAUGAGGUAGAAGACAGAAGACCACAGUAUACUCCUGCCCUCAACCUCAACCCCUCCCACACACAUCCUCCACGCCCCCUAACCACCUUCCUCAGAAGUGUAAUAGGAAUCCAGAUAUCCCCUGGCCUGGUUGCUGCAGGAGGCACAGUGGCCUGGAGGAUCCUGAGGCAGUUGUGGGAAGAUGUGGAUUGUCUAACUGGAGGUUGGGAGUCCAGGGUGCAGAAGGAGAAGCUUGGAGUGCAGGGUUUGGUGGUACGUGUGUGGCAGCAGGCAAAAGAAAGAGACAAUUAAGCCACUUGAAAUACCAUGAGAGAUCAAAUUUAGAAAAUUCCCGGGGACGUAUGCAUGUAGGCAUUCACGAGAUCCAGAAAACAGCUGCUGCAUAACUGCAUGUUGCGUGCAAGCCCUAAGUUGCUGAUUUUUAAACAGCCCGAUGGGUUCACAAAGGCAAUUUCUGAAUAGUCUUAAAAGCAGAGGUGCAUUAAAGCUACUGUGCCCUGCAGCCCAGGAUCCCAGUAAGUUCUUUGACCAUUUAUGGAAGAUUUUUGGAG